CAUGAGUGGUUACGCCUCUGACGUCAUUAUUUUUCAUGGCGGCAAAUUUUGUCAACAAAGUUACCUGUUUUUGGAUGGAUUAGGGUUAUCUUAUUUACAAUUUGAAGCUGUUAGUUUUUGUAAGCCAUGGAGAAGGAUCCUGUAAAACAAAUACGAAAAUAUCAGAAGCAGAGAGUGAAAUGUCAAGAAAAAGGAAAUUUAAAAGAAGAAGCUGAAAUACUGAAUGUUCUUGGAGAACUCCAUACAGAACUUGGUGACCACGAAGAAUCUUUAACACUGCACAAAGAAGAGUUGGGUCUGUGUCGAGUCUCUGAAGAUAAGAUUGGACAAGCUGUUGCCCAUAGAAAGAUUGGAGAAUGCUUCGCAGCUCUUGAAAAUUACACGAAAGCUUUGCAACAUCAACACAGACAUCUGGAACUUGCUAAAGUUGCCGAGAAUCUACCUGAACAACAACGCGCAUAUACUACCAUAGGAAGAACUUAUUUGAUCCAAGGAGAGGACUUGCAUAAUGCUGGAUCGUUUGAAGAAGCUAGACCACUGUUCAAGAAGGCCGAAACGUCCUUUCAAAGCAGCCUUCGUCUUUCCCAAUCAAUACAAGAAUCAAAGACUCUAUCAGAGAAAGAAGUUCAUCAAAUGAAAACAAGAAGCAUCACAAACCUUGCGUUGGCGUAUCAUUAUAUUUCAUUGGAAAAAUAUGAGAAAAAUGAUGGAAUUUAUGCGAAACAGAGUCUGGCUUUGUUUCAAAAAGCUUUGAAUAUCUCACAAAAGUACAUGUUGGCAGCAGAAUCUCACCAAACGAACAUAUUGCUAACGUCGUACUAUCGAAAUAGACUACAACCAGACUUAGCGAUACGUUAUGCAGAAGAUGCAUGCAGGAAUGCUAAGGUUGCCAGAAAUAUACAAUGGCAAAUUGAAGCCCUUAAUGUCUUGGGAGAAAUUCAUCUUACAACAGGGAACUGUAAAUCUUCUAAGAAAUCUUUGAAAAAGAGUUUUCGUUUGAUAAAUUCAUCAGAACAGAAGACUGAAGUCAGAGAAAAACUCAAGUCUGUCGUAAAGAUCAACCAUCUACAGUCAAAGAUAAAAGACAGUUUAACUACGGCCGAUGAAAAAUUUAAACUACAUGAUAUUGUGGCCGAUAAGUUCUGUGACUUGGGCUGCUAUCAAGCUGCAAUUGGACAUUAUAAACAACAGGAGUUAUUGUUCCCACUUCUCGAUACAGUCACAGACAAGCAGAAAGCUUCUGUAUAUUAUUCUCUUGCAUUAACGAACUCAGAUCUCAAUAACUAUGAGACGGCUAUCGAGUAUUAUAAGAAAGAAAUGGAGUUUUAUACUGAACCAAAAGAGCUAUCCAAAACCUGGACACAGAUUGGAAUAUGUUUAGAAAAGUUAUCAAAACCUCCAGAAGAAAUUGAAGGUUGUUAUAACAAGGCAAUUGAAUAUGCUGAGAAGUCAAAGGAUUGUAAAUUGCAGCUUAAAGUCCUGAAUCUUCAGCUUGAUAUCCAAGUGAAAUCCAAUCUGCCUUCAGCAGAUGAAACGAGAAAAAAAAUAUCAGAAAUUCAGAUGAAAUCGGGAAUUCUUGUUCUUGAUAAUGAAGAGGAUUCAGAAGAUAUUUGUGGCAAAGGGAGUGGGGAGGCUGCAGCACCAGAAGAAAUUCAAAAUGAAACGAGUUUCGAUAUUCGGGACGAAGACAGUGAAGAUCUGCUUGAGAAAGAGUUAGAGAACGUUUCAUCAGAUAACUCAGACACAGAAGAGACUCGUAAAAGUAGAAUCACAAGCAAAGUCUGGAAGAGAAAGUUGAAUGAAAAAGGUGAAACCCCGCUACAUAGAGCUUGCAUCGAUGGCCAUAUGAAGAGAGUUCAACUAUUACUUGAACAGGGUCAUCCUGUGAACGAACCAGACUAUGCAGGAUGGUUGCCGUUACAUGAAGCUUGUAAUCAUGGAUUCGUAGAAAUAGUUCGACUUCUAAUAAACCACGGUGCAAAUGUAAACUACCCUGCUAAAUGUGGAGGAACAACACCUAUGCAGGAUGCUGCAACCAACGGCCAUCUAGACAUUGUAGCUUUGCUGCUUGAGAAAGGUGCUAAUCCUAGCAUCAAGAAUAAAGAGGGUGAAACGCCAAUCAAUGCCUUAGAAUCCUGGUUUUCAAGAAGUCGAAGCCAGCUGGACUCGUACGACAUCGAAUCUUACAGAAAAAUCCAUGAAAGCCUACUGAAAGCGGCCACUAGUGGGGGACAUAAAGAGAAUACGGUGCCGAGUUCAGAUUUAAGCGUCGCUCUUGGGAAUAUGGAUGACCUGUUCGACUCUGAAAUUUCCUCUCAAAAAACUAUUGAAGCCGGGGGAGGACUUACGCAGACUUAUAAUAGGGGAAUCCCCGAAAAUAUUUUUACCCCCUACUCUGAAAAUUCUACAAAACCUUCACAAAACUCUGCCUAUGUCCAUGAAGUUGAAGAUUUGCCAAAUUUUUCUCAAAAUAUUGAUGAUUUUGGUGAUCUAGACCCAAAAUAUGAUGAAAAUGACUUAAAUUUUAGUGACAGUCAGAUUUUACCUACCUUGGAAUCAAGGACAAGAAUUUCAAAAGUACGACUGUCUCAAGGUGGCGAUAAAGAUUCUUUUUUUGACGGUGCUGGGGAGUACCAACAAGCUAUGAAUAGUUUGGGCGGGUCCGAAGCACUAGCCCGUUUAUCAAACGGGGUUAAAUCCUCUCGCGCCCCCAAACGACCUUCAACUGAUGGAUUUGACCUUGUAAAACAAGGUCUUGUGGGUGAAGAUGAUUAUACGGGUGAAGAUUGGCUCAUUGAUGAUACAGAUGACGUGGGUUCGAACCCCAGUCUCACCACUCAAAUGAGACCCCCAAAGCGACCCAAAACAGUACACUCAACAAAUACAGGGCAAACAAAUUUUGGUACUUACGGAUGGAAACAGUCGAAUUCAGUGAAAAAGUCAUUAAAAGACACAAAUUCGGGCAGUUUUUCAUCCUCGUUUCUAAAUCGAAGCAGUAUUAGAAAUAAAACCCAACCAAAGAAAUUAAUAACUACAAAAAUAAAAGAUUUUAUGCCAGAACCUCUUAUCAAUGAUGACAUCACUAUUGACGAUGAUGAUGUCAUGAGAAUUCCCAGUGUUCCCAAUGAUAUUCCCAGUGUUCCUUCUACAAGUUUUAUCACUCCAAAUCCCCCAACAACUCAGCCAAUAACGACACAGCCGACUCAAACUAUGAGAGUAAAAGUUAAAAUAAAUGGAAAGAUGUUUUUGAUUGCUGUGCCCGGCAGCACAAAAACGAUUUCCUGGCUCUGUGAGAGAGCUGCAACUGUUUAUAAACAAAACACUGGUCUUCUACCUAAGCUUACACUCUAUACUGGAGGAUCAGUCAAUGAGGAAGAUGCUUGUCUUCUUUCUAAUGAUGAUUUAGUCAGCGAUGCCCUUCAAACCAAUGAGCAUGUCACUGCCAAGAUCUCAGCCUGGGAGAAGACGCCUCUGUCUCAGAAAUAUGAAGAAGCUUGCAAGGAAAAUAAUCAAGUUACCAACCCAACAAUCCUUAACGCCUGUCACCAAAGUGUCAGUACCGGGAAGGUAGAUCUGAAAAAUUCUGGGCUAUCAAGCUUGCAUCUGAAAACAUUGGUUUCAAGUCUGACGCAUCAGGAAAUUACAUCCAUUCUGUUGCCAGGCAACUGUUUACAUGACGAUGGAGUUGCCACCUUGUGUGAAUCGUUACAAAGACACAUGACCUUGACAUGCCCUUCAAAUUCUUUUAAUUCAACCCUCACUGAAUUAGAUUUGAAAUGUUCGAAUCUAACGCAACAUGGUUUAAGAAGAUUGGCACAAGCUGCCGAAAGUGGGGCUUUGAAGCAACUUCAAACACUGGACAUCUCUUACAAUCGGUUUGGAGAUUCAUGCUUAGAAAAUCUGGCAACCCUGAUCAAAUCUGUCACCAGUUUGAAACGACUUUCACUGUCAAGAUGUAGAUUCACAAAUAAAUUAUUUGAAAAUAAUUAUCUGGCUUUCAAAGCUGCAAUGCAAGGUCACAUGCUUCUGUCAACACUAGAUGUCUCUCACAAUCAAAUUGGAUCAGUCGGAGUUGAACUUUUACUUAAAUCUCUCCCUCAUUCUACUCUGACAGAUUUGAAUAUUUCUGGCACGUGUGAUGCUGCUAAUAACUUGUUGCUAAUGAGGCAUGUCAUCAACUAUCUCAAACAGGAAGGCUGCAAUCUUCAAGUGUUGCAUCUGGCUGCCAAUCAUCUCAAUUUUGAGAUGAUAAGUGAACUUGCUAGAGAAUUAACCAAAAUUCAACAACAACUACCUCUUCAAUCGUUAAAUAUUUCCAAAAACCUUCUAAACUCUUCCAUGGAAUUAAAGAUCACAUCUUUGUUGAAUCAGAUUCCAAGCAUUGCAGAGAUCAGCGUUAAUCCUUGCUGCCACAAGUGGAAAGCUAAUAUAAUGUCAAUCAAAGCUUCAAAAACUGGAAAUCAUAUGACUCAUAGAGGACGAUUAUUAUUUGCUUAACAAGGUUGAUUAAAUCGAGUUUUAUUUAUUUACAUUUAGAAAAAAUAUUGAUAAUAGUAAAAAAGUGUAGUCAGCCCAACGUUUUAUUUUGUAUAAUGACGUAAUACAAUGCUCACUUGUGCCUUUUGCAAAAUUGCAUUUUAAAAAAAUGUUUUUUUUUUUUCUGGAGGGAGGGGGGUCUUCAUGGCCCAUCAGGCCCCCCAGCUAUGCCUAUGUAGGGGUUGAGAACCAGUGCCCUAGGCAAAACAAUAUCAAUUUGAAGAUAUAUGUCGUUUUAUCGGAUAAUUUUUGUUUUGAGGCACAAUCAGUGGCUUCUUACUUAGAGCCUUGUUCAAAGCAAAGGUUGUAAGUGUAGAGCAGAAAUUUAUCAUUUUUGAUUUGACGAAUGUUGUGUAUCUGAUAUCUUGUUUUUUUUUGCUCUAUGAGUUCUCUUUUGCAAAAAUAUAAUCAUUUCCAUUCAAUACAUUUCUUAUUCAUCGCAUUGAAAUCAUAUGUUAUGCUUCAUGGGAAAUCAGGGUGGGCGUUCCCAACUUUGUUUGCGCUGCUCUUACCGAGACUACAGCACAAUUAAGGCACUUUAAUAAUCGUUGCAAAUAUU
Molecule: messenger RNA, 5095 nt
Organism: Styela clava
Lineage: Eukaryota; Metazoa; Chordata; Ascidiacea; Stolidobranchia; Styelidae
Product: tonsoku-like protein
Biological process (GO): double-strand break repair via homologous recombination; replication fork processing
Cellular component (GO): nuclear replication fork
Molecular function (GO): protein binding
Source: RefSeq, a predicted model, not a curated record